AUGCCUUGCCAGGAACGAUUUUUAAGUGAAGGAAAUGGCGAAAAUAGAGUAGAGAUAAUGAGGAAUGUGGAUUUCUCUGAAACCCAUUUCCCAUUUCAUCUUCAACCAAGCGUGUCAGGAAUUCAAGAACGCAAUAUCAGAAUUUACAACCUUAGAGAAUUCUCGUCGUCCGAUAUUAAAAAAGAGAUUAUGCCAGCUACAAUGUAA
Messenger RNA from Funneliformis mosseae, 207 nucleotides. The record is from the annotation of a GenBank genome assembly. NCBI's taxonomy places the organism in Eukaryota, Fungi, Glomeromycota, Glomeromycetes, Glomerales, Glomeraceae.